Messenger RNA from Laetiporus sulphureus 93-53, 381 nucleotides. RefSeq names its product signal recognition particle, SRP9/SRP14 subunit. Gene Ontology annotation, biological process: SRP-dependent cotranslational protein targeting to membrane. Gene Ontology annotation, molecular function: 7S RNA binding. Gene Ontology annotation, cellular component: signal recognition particle, endoplasmic reticulum targeting. Lineage: Eukaryota; Fungi; Basidiomycota; Agaricomycetes; Polyporales; Laetiporaceae. The transcript has 3 exons. Bases 1 to 381 code for a protein of 126 amino acids. The record is from RefSeq and is a predicted model, not a curated record.
AUGGUGUACAUUCAAUCCUGGCAGCAGUUCCAAGAGGCGGCGGAGGCCCUCUAUGACAAGGCUCCCACCACAACUCGGUAUUGUGUGAAGUGGAGGGCGUCGGAGGGGAAGCUGGUGCUGAAGAUCACGGACAACACGACCUGCUUGAAGUUCAAGACGCAUUCUUCUUUAUACCUGAACCGGUUCGAGGCGUUGAACCUCUCGUUGAUGCAGAGGAUGCAGAACCGACGACCGCAGCAGGCAUCGGCUGGCCCCGUGAAAGCUGAAGCACCAGAGCCCUCGACGAAAGGUAUUCCUGCUCCUGCAGCUGCAGUUGAUACUACGGGCGCAGCGGGCGGCGGCGGCGGCGUCAAGAAAAAGAAGCCAAAGAAGAAGAAGUAG